Molecule: messenger RNA, 725 nt
Organism: Rhagoletis pomonella (apple maggot)
Lineage: Eukaryota; Metazoa; Arthropoda; Insecta; Diptera; Tephritidae
Product: transport and Golgi organization protein 11-like
Exons: 3
Coding region: 1-504 (167 amino acids)
Source: RefSeq, a predicted model, not a curated record
AUGGAAUUAGAAGGCAGAGGAAAAUUGCUGCAUUGUUUCAUAAUCAACAUUUACGAUAAUGGUGGCGAUUUUGAAGAUGGCGACUAUGAUGAAGACGUCGAGACACGUCCGCCACCUUAUGUGCGUGCAAACGGUGUAUCGCAUGCACAAGACGGUUUCCACCCAGCCGAUUCAAAUUCUGUGGAAUCUGACUCGCAGUUGACUACUGGCGGAGGCAGCAAACGUUCGCAGCAACUAGUUUAUAACAAUAACACUGACCAGUGUAAUGACACAUCUAUUGUAAGUCAUCGCGAAGGCACGCCAAUAGGAGAACUUACGCCACACGAGGAGAUUCUCUAUUUGCGCCGACAAUUGGCUAAACUAAAUCGUCGCGUGCUGAACAUCGAAAUCAACAAUGAGCAGCGUUUACAACGCGAAAAAAUCGUAUAUUGUUUGGGCUUAGCAUACUUUGUAUUGAAGGCUGUCUUUUGGCUAAAUCGUAAUUGGAGCUUAUGCAAUAUUUAAACGCAACAGAAGUGCAGCAGCGACGCAUUAGUUUGCCAUGCAUUUUCGUAGUAUUUUGAAAAUCGUUACAAUUUAUUAGGGAUUGACGGAGGAUGUAAACUACGAAACAUCUUAUUUGGAGGGAACGUAACGCAAAUUAUCCACUUAUUGAUAUAUACCCUGAAUUCCAAAAUGCAAAAAAUACAUACCAUCAGUCUCUUUCAUUCAAAAAUUAUUGCAGA